GCCUCUUCUGGACAUUUCACAUCCAUGGACUCACACGCUGUGUGUCCUUCUGUGUCUGCUUCUCUCACUGAGCACCGUGUUUUCAGGGUCCGUCCACGUGGGAGCGGGUGUCAGGGCAUCUCUCCUGUUCGUGGCUGAGUGAUGCUCCCGAGGGUGGAGGGACCACGUGUGUUUAUCCACUCACCCGUCACUGGGCAUCUGGGUUUUGGCGGUGAAGAAUCAGGCUGCUGUGGAAUGGCUUUUUUCCUGGGCAUUUGACAGCCCACUGAACUGAAGAUCAGGAAGGUCGGGUGUCAGCCCUCCGGCUCUACCUCUCUCUCCUGCCACGCGUCUUCCCCCCUUGAGUUAAAUGCUUCACCUUCUUGUGCUCAGAGCAUCCCUGCUGGCUGAUCAGCCUUCACUCUCUCUGGCUCCAGUAGGUCGACUGGAAUCCUCUCUACAGCUAAGAUCAGUUUGUCAUUUCCGUGCCACCUUCGCCAUCUUGCCACUCUCUUGACAAAAUAAAAAUUGCUCCCUCGGCCCUGGUGGCACCGGGACUUGCCGCCCCCAACCUUGGCGUGUCCUUCACUUUCACUCCAGUAAGGGCCCCUCCCGCUCCUCCCUGCUGCCCGCCCAGCACAGACCCCCAGCUUUCCUGGAUGGUGCAGUUGCUGUCUCCUUUGUCUGAAACCUUCCUUCCUUCCUUCCUCUCCCCAACAAAGGCUGGUUGUGUGCCUAUUUUAAGCCUCAGACCGGGUGCCAGGCGCCGGGAACGCCAUGUGAAUGAGACGCUUGUAUGCGAGCAAGGGGCAAUGGGGAGAUUGGGGGGCCCCGGGGCCAUCCUGUCCCUGGCUCAGACCUCUGAGUCGGGGUUCUCGGGGGUGGCGGAGAUGGGGGCCCAGGCCUGUGUUCCGAGAGCCCCACAGGUGCCACAACAGUAAGACAUCUUCCAGGAGGUCUCAGAGGGGUGGGGAUAAGUCCUCAGGGGAAGAGGCCAGAGAGCAGGAUUGCCCCGAGGAAUUUGCCAGGGGACAGGUCAAGGGGGUGCGCAGAGGUGGGGUGGGUUGUUCCUUGACAUCUAGGGCAGGUCCCCCGCUCCCCGCAUCACCAUGGACACUAGGGCAGGUCAUUCUCUGUGCAGGCCGCCCCGGGCACCGGGUGGAGAGCAGCCUCCCCGCCCCCCCCCACUCUUGUUGCCAGCUUGCGGCACCGAAGGAGAGAAACUGAUGUGAAGAAAUUGCUGCUUUCUUGGGAAUUUCUGAAAGUUAACCACUUGGAGAUGAUAAAGUACAAAAGAUAACCCCUCUCCAGUGUGUGUCAGUCGACAGUUUGCUUUUCCUGACCGUAACUGUGGAUGUGCGUGUAUGUCCACGUGAGCUCUCCGCCUGGGCGAGGGGCCAGGUGGAUCUGGGGUGCAGAUGAAUUUGAAACCCGCCCGCCAGCUCUGCAUCAUGACAGUUACUGCUUGUCACAUCUUUUGCCCUUUGUUGUCCCAUCUUUUGCCCUUUGUUGUCCCGGCCCUGACCCCUGCUCUGCCUCCUCAAGAACCUCCUUAAUGUGGUGGACAAAAAAGCUCAGGGCAAUCAAAGAAGGAAAGGAUCCAGCCAAGUCCAUGCAGAGCCUGUGCCAGGACUGUCGGGAGUGGACGUUGGGUUCCUGGACGGCAGCGCUGCGGACAGCAGGCCUCGAGCACAGGUUAAAGCGGUGCUGCUUCUUGGAAAAACUGAAAAAGGAGCAUCCAGAAGACCAUUGGCCCACAUACGUACCUGGGCAGCCCGUGGCCCAGUCAGACUGACACAUGCAAUUAACCAUCACGUGGUCUCCCAGGCUGCACAGCCACGCCCAACUGGAUAGGACCCCACAGAGCCUUGUGGGCCAUCGCCACUUUCCCCGGAGAGAGUCAGGAUGGGGACCGCCGUGGGACUUCGCUGAGAAGCUGAUUUGGGAAGGCAGAGUCUUCAAGCCCCGGCGCCCCGGCAGGCAUUUCUGCAGAGACGUCACAGCAGCACCGUUCACAGCACCCAGAAGGGGGACACAGCUGUGGUGCCCAGCAGUGGCUGAGCGGGUACACAUGUGUCCCUCCACACACGGAGCAUCACUCAGCCGUGACCAGGAGAGCAGCCCUGACACUCGCUCCCACGUGGACGGACCCUGAGAGCACGACGCUCAGGGAGAGAAGCAGACACAGAAGGACACACAGUGUGUGAGUCCAUGGAUGUGAAAUGUCCAGAACAGGCCAGUCCACAGACACAGAGAGGGGGUUCCUGGUUGUCAGGGGCUGGGGGGCAGAGGAGGGGAAGUGACUGCUGAUGAGGAUGGGGCUUCUUUUGGGGGUGAUGGAAUGUUCUGGAAUUAGAUUGUGCUGAUGGUUGCACCAUAACAUGAAAGCACUUAAUGCCACUGAAUUGUACACUUAAAAAUAGUUAAAAUGGCAAGUGUUAUGUCACAUAUAUAUUUUU
Vicugna pacos (alpaca) is the source of this 2438-nucleotide messenger RNA. NCBI's taxonomy places the organism in Eukaryota, Metazoa, Chordata, Mammalia, Artiodactyla, Camelidae. The record is from RefSeq and is a predicted model, not a curated record.